GAGUCUCCUUAGCAUUUCUCAAAUGGCAUAGGAUUCCCAUCCAACUUUUAAACAAAACAUUCCCUUAAAUUUUUCAAAUUAGGUUAUGAUUAGGGUGACGCCUGCGUGGCAUAUACAAUCAUUUCUUCCGGCUUAUAAGAAGCCCUGCCAAACCAAACAUCCCAAAAUAUUCCUAUUCACUGUUAGCAUGCUCAACAUGAGAAUACAAACUCCCAUUCAUCUCCUCUUGGUGUGGCUCCUGCUUGCAGCUUCUCAAUACGACUACUACAAUAUUCAUGUUCAAGCUAUUGAAUCAGUUCAGUACAAGCUCAAUACUGCACAGCCCGGCUCAGGUUCAGGGUCGGCGGGGUCAAGAACCAGAAAUGUUCUGCCUAGUAAGGUCAGUGGAAGGAAAGUCCAUAAAACUCCAUCAAGACCGAACCCAGUUGGGAAUCAUCGCCCACCAUCGGAGCAAUGAACAUUUGACGCAAUUGUAGUUAACUUAGCAAGUAGAACUAAUUGGAUUAUUGUAGUUAAUGUAGGCCUAAAGGGAGAUCAGU
Molecule: messenger RNA, 539 nt
Organism: Pyrus x bretschneideri (Chinese white pear)
Lineage: Eukaryota; Viridiplantae; Streptophyta; Magnoliopsida; Rosales; Rosaceae
Exons: 3
Coding region: 86-457 (123 amino acids)
Source: RefSeq, a predicted model, not a curated record